AAAACAUCAACUUGUCAAACAAACACGAAAAAUGGACACAGCUAUAGCUACAUUAGUUCCCGAUAAUGUUUUAGAAGUUAUAUUUUCGUUUUUAACUUUACAUGACCUCCGAAAUUGUUCUCUUGUGUGUAAACGGUGGUAUAGUUUCCUAAACGAUGAAAAUAAUGACGUGUGGCGUUUACAUUGUGUUAGAAAACUUGCAGAAGAAGCACUUAAAUCGGACCUUUUAAGUUCUGUGCCCACUUAUAAAGCAAAAUUGAGAGCUUUUCAUCACGCUUGGAAUCCUAAUGAUUGUUCUAGAAAUAUUUAUAUAAAGCCUAAUGGUUUUACGUUACAUCGAAAUCCCGUAGCUCAAAGUACGGAUGCCUCAAGGGGUAAAAUAGGCUUCAGACAUGGUAGACAUGCUUGGGAAGUGAUUUGGGAAGGGCCUCUAGGUACAGUAGCUGUUAUAGGCAUUGCUACAAAAGAUGCACCUCUUCAAUGUCAUGGUUAUGUAGCUUUAUUAGGUUCAGAUGAUCAAAGUUGGGGUUGGAAUUUAGUAGAUAAUCAUUUAUUACACAAUGGGGAUGCACAAGGAAAUUACCCUAUGCUAAACAACGCUCCAAAAUAUCAGGUUGGAGAAAGAAUAAGAGUAAUACUUGAUUGUGAUGAUAAUACUCUUUCUUUCGAGAAGAAUUAUGAAUUUUUGGGUGUUGCUUUUAGAGGACUCCCAGAUAAAAAGUUGUAUCCCACUGUAUCUGCUGUAUAUGGUAAUACGGAAGUUUCUAUGGUGUACCUCGGUCCACCUCUGGAUGGCUAACAUACUCUCGGAUAAAAUUAGCGAAUCAAUUAAAAGAAAAACAAAAAUAAUAACCAAGGAAAUUGGAGAGAGAAUUUUAAACGUCUGUUUUAAAGAUGGUUCAAUUCAGGUUAGUCCGGUAUGCCCAAUGUGAUAAUUACAAACACAUUUAUAACCAUUGUUCAUUAUUUUGUAUAUAAUGUUUGUUUCGGAAUUUUAUGUUUGAAUUUUUGUUAAAUAUUUACGUACAUUAAGCUGUGGGGGACAUUUUGGGAAGCACGUUCCGGGUCUAAUUUGGAAAAGAACUUGUGGUAGCCAACUGGCUACAUAUCUUGAAAGCCAGACAAGCUAUGAGACACGAAGUAAGUGGCAUAUUUUGUUUCUUUAAGAAGGCUUUAUCGAAAAUUCCGAAACACAACCCUACACGUCGAACUCACUCUAGGGGCUACUUGUAGAAUUAAAUCACGGUAGAUUAUUGUAUUGAGCUUAGAAGCAAGUUCAAAGUUAAGUAGAUCUCGGGGUGGUUAUCAAGGACAAAGAUGACGAGGGAGGAAAUUUGAAAGCAGAAUGACGAGAGGAAGUAGACAGUGGCUAGAACAACAAAAUCAAUUAUACCGAACAAAUUAUGAGCUAGGUCCGGAACGUGCGCACCAAAAUGACCCCAGCAGCUUAAUAUAAGUCAAAUAUUUAAUUAGUUAAUUAGGGAAUCGCCGAUCUGGAAACUCUUGAUUCAAAAUUUGAAAUAUGACCCGCUGUAAUGGUCCUGUAUUUUUAUUAUUUUUAAUUUAUUAAAGAAAUGGGUAAAACUUUAGAUUAUGAACCGUCGAUUUAUAGUGAUUUGUGCACAGGGGUAGGAGGGGAGUAGCAAUGGAGGCCCUACUCUGAAGGUGUAAAUUACUACCAACCAAUAUAAAUUGCAAACGGAGUUUUUUGCACAUCCGGAAGGAGCUGCACUGUGGUGGAGCCCUAAGGAUCAAUCCUAGGCCCUGUCUUGUGGAACAUAAUGUACAAUGAAGUCUUGAGAAUUGGUUACGGAGCGAAGGUCAUGGCUAUUGCAUCAAUACCACACUUAAUACAACUUGAAAUUCAAUGUUUAUAAAUUGAUGAUAUUAUUGGUAUAUAUCUUGAAUAAUUAUAGAUGAUUGUAAGGCUUUUCUCAUUAAUCUAUACACUUUAGACACUGUUUCUUAGGUUCUUAAUUUAUUUAAACACUAUACACUACACUAACCUUUAAUAAUUCACUUAUCACCAUUACUUAACCAACUUAUUUAAAUUCUUCGAUUAUUUUCUAUUUUGGUCUGUUCACUACGACUAUUUAUUAUAAACUGAACUAAACUGCGCUACAUAAACUCCUUACAUAUCCCAAAAUAAUUCUCAAAAGAUCUAGAAAAAUAUAGAAACAAAACAAAAUAAAUGAAUAGACCUUCCUAGAAAUUAUUUAAAAGAAACAAUAUAAAUAAACCGUCUGCUAUAAUUAAAGCUUCAAAAAAACAUCAAAUGAAUUUCUGGUAUUUUAUUCACCGAAUUUUAGAAUUCCACUAUAUCUAAGCAGGGCCGGCUCCAGGGCGGAGAUGAGUUCAUAACAAAAUGAAAAUUUGCUGGUGUUUAUUCAAAAAUAUGUAAUCAUUACUUUUUAUAUUUUGAUAUUGGAAACAAAUUUUACAAAAAAUUCCAAUCUUCUCCUCUGUUUGUAAUAGUUUCACAUCCCUAAUUCUUUCUAAAAAGUCUAUUGUAGGUAAUAGUGAUCGUAAUAUUACAAAAUAUGCAAUAAAAAAUAUUUGCAAUAUUUAGUAAUGUAAAUUUGUAAAAAGUCUGAUAGUUUUAGAAGUUUUGAAAAAAGUUUGAGAAAAUCGCACCCUUAAAUCAGUUCAAUUUAGCACUAAAUUGAUUUUUAAAUUAUGACGUUACCCUGAUGUCCCCAAUUUUUUUAAUUAACCUGUUAUUUUCAUAUAUUUAUAUUUGAUACUGUGUCAUUAACUUGAUAUUUUCAAUAUACAACUUCAAUUGAAAUUAACAAACUGUUAUUACAUUAUAUGGUCCUUCGAGCCGGAUAUAACACACAUAUCCGGCUCGAAGGACCAGAUGGUGGUAGUAAACAGUUUGUACAGAGAUAGAAAUAGCUAAUUCUCUAUCUGCCUAAAACACCGUUUUUUCUUGCAUUUAAUAAUACCAAGAGUUGCCUUCGUCGGUGUAUAUAUCUAUUUUUUAUUAUUAUCAUCAAUUUUUUUAUAAGUUCUGUGAUAAUUUUCAUUUUAAAAAUGGGAAACAUCAUUUUCAUUGCAAUAAACUAUAAGUAUAAAUAAUAUUUUGUGUAAAUGGGUGAAUACUACUUACAAUUAUAUAAAAACGUCACAAUUUGUGAAACAUGUUUUCGAUCAAGGGGUCUCGUCAGCACAUAGAAUUCUAAUCUGAGCAGAAGACGACAGGUUAUUUGGUACUUAUAAGCAAUCAAGUACCAAUAAAUAGUGAAUUUGUUGUAUAUAUACCUGAUGGAAUCAAAUAACAGUUGUUGUUGUGUCUUUUUCUACUUAGAUUAGAUAGACUUAGAGACUUCAAAGUCUGCCAUUGUUUUUACCAAAUAUUCACAGGAAAUUUUUGUUGCUCCGAAAGUUUAAUAUGAUUUUUUAAAGUGUAUUAACCCAUAUACAAUUUUUUUAUGAUUUUAUUUCGUUUUUUACGCCCUUUGGACGGAAAAAAAUUGUUUUUGGCGAAAAAGUUUGAGAGAAAAUCACGGAAAAUCGCAGAACUAGCGGAAGCGAAAAUAUCCGUUCACGCGGCUUAUGAUAAAACUAAAAAUUAUUUAUAUGAAAAAAAUUCCUAACCUCAAAAUCUUUGUCUUCUUCAACGGCCAUCUUGGAAACGCUUAUACCACUCGUAAAUUCUUGUUUUACUCAUAGCAGACUCGCCAUAGAUAUUCCACAUACUCGGUACGAGAGCUGGCCCCCCAAGUAUGAGGAUGAGCAGUAAUUCUGAAUGGGACGAUGUCAUAAAAAAGAGGAAGAAGGAAAAUAAUUUAUUAUGCAAAUAUUAGGGCGGGCAAUUAUCACUAACUACCGUAUUUUCUGGGGUUAAUGAACUUUUUUGUUAUCCAAAGUCGUCCAAAGGGCUUACUAUUCUUAUAUUUGCGUUUGCAAAAUUAAAGCAUAUUUCAUAAAA
This is a messenger RNA of Diorhabda carinulata, 3934 nucleotides long. RefSeq names its product F-box/SPRY domain-containing protein 1 (gene Fsn). The record is from RefSeq and is a predicted model, not a curated record. Lineage: Eukaryota; Metazoa; Arthropoda; Insecta; Coleoptera; Chrysomelidae. Gene Ontology annotation, cellular component: SCF ubiquitin ligase complex; synapse. The coding region runs from base 32 to 799 and encodes 255 amino acids. The transcript is spliced from 4 exons. Gene Ontology annotation, biological process: synapse assembly involved in innervation; proteasome-mediated ubiquitin-dependent protein catabolic process. Gene Ontology annotation, molecular function: protein binding.